AGCUGUCCAAAGAAAUUGAAAUUCCGUUUACCAAGGUAAAACCUUUUGGAGUCAAAGUUGCGAACGGGGAAACACUACGAGGAGAUAUUCUAUUCAAGGAUGUAAGGUUGAAGGCUCAAGGUCAAAGGAUGAGAGUGGAUCUCUAUGCCUUGCCAUUGAAGGCAACUGAUAUAGUGCUUGGAUGCCAGUGGUUGGAGACACUUGGUCCGAUCACAACCGACUAUUGGAAAGGAACUAUGGAGUUCGGGAGAUCAAGUAAGAGGGUCAAGUUGAGGACUGAGGAUCCAGACGAGUCACUUGGUGAAGAUGACGGGGGUGGUCGAGAUGGGAAGCUGAAUUUCCUAAUCCUUGGGGACAAGAAAAGUCUUGAAGAGGAGGGGAAUGAUACGGAAGUGGAGUUUGUGACCGGAGAGGCUAGUGGACUUGGAGGGCUAAAAUGCAAAAAGUGUGCAUCGACCAGACCGGAGACCAUGCAUAAGGCCAUGGAAGUUGCUAGGAGACGGGAGGAUCACUUGGCCGCGACUCGAAGGGGACGGGCGGAUUUUCGUGUCCCGGAGCCGCGACGUGUGCCGGCGACCGUGGGCACACCUAGUGCGAACGCGAGGCCGCCGGGCACCUUUAGGCCACCGGCAACCGAGGUGAAGAGGUUGAUGGAGGAGGAGAUGGCACGGAGACGUGAGAAGGGGCUGUGUUUUCGGUGCGAGGAAAAGUACACGCCGGGACAUCGAUGCAAGCAAAAUUACUUAAUCGAGUUUGUGGACUCGGAUGACGAAGAGCCGGUGAUCGAGGAAGAACGAGAGGUGGAGGUCGAGGUCCUCGAUGAUGAGGCCGAGAUCUCUGUACACGCCAUGGCGGGCACCAAGGGGCCGAAAACGAUGCAUUUGCCGGCGUGGGUGAAGGAUCAGCGAGUGACUGUGCUCGUGGACAAUGGGUCGUCGCACAACUUCAUUAAUGCGACGCUAUCUCACAAGCUUAAACUACCCACGUCCAUGGUCGAGCCAUUCGAGGUGCGGGUGGCUAAUGGAGAGAGACUGCGGUGCUCGAAGGUGUACCGAGGCGUGCCAAUCAAAUUCCAAGGAGUAACGGUAAAGGCGGACCUGUUUGCCUUACCAUUGGUAGGACCUGAUGUGGUGCUUGGUGUGCAAUGGCUCGAAGGGCUUGGUGACGUAACGACCAACUAUCGGAAGGGCGUGAUGAAGUUCGAGACCGAUGAUAGGUUGGUUACCUUGAAAGCGAGCGAAGGAUCGACCAAGGAGGUGGUCGAGGAGAGGCAGCGCGAGGUGCGUGACUUGCUCAAGGAGUUCGACCAGGUCCUCGACGAGCCCAAGGGACUGCCGCCACACCGAGAGUUUGACCACCGCAUACCUUUGGUCGAGGAAGGUCGAGCAGUGCACGUGCAUCCGUAUCGAUACGCACACUUCCAAACGACGGAGAUCGAGCGACAGGUGGGCGAGAUGCUCGAGUCUGGGCUCAUCCAACAUAGCUCGAGCCCGUUCUCGUCACCGGUGUUGCUCGCAAAGAAGAAGGACGGAACUUGGCGGUUCUGCAUGGACUAUCGCGCUCUCAAUGCGGCUACUGUGAAGGAUCGCUUUUCUAUUCCGAGCGUCGACGACAUGCUGGAUGAGUUUGGUGGCGCGCGUUAUUUCUCCAAACUCGACCUACGCGCGGGCUACCAUCAGAUCAGAUUGGCCAAGGAGGAC
This is a messenger RNA of Striga hermonthica, 1700 nucleotides long. NCBI's taxonomy places the organism in Eukaryota, Viridiplantae, Streptophyta, Magnoliopsida, Lamiales, Orobanchaceae. The record is from the annotation of a GenBank genome assembly.